Molecule: messenger RNA, 2964 nt
Organism: Dicentrarchus labrax (European seabass)
Lineage: Eukaryota; Metazoa; Chordata; Actinopteri; Moronidae
Product: tumor necrosis factor receptor superfamily member 14-like
Biological process (GO): defense response to Gram-negative bacterium; negative regulation of alpha-beta T cell proliferation; defense response to Gram-positive bacterium
Cellular component (GO): external side of plasma membrane
Molecular function (GO): protein binding
Source: RefSeq, a predicted model, not a curated record
GUUCCACACGGUUCUUCGGGGGUUCCCAGUACUAGUUGCUCGCUAACUGGCUAGCUAGCUAGAGUGCAUCAGUUUCGUUGUUACCACUUUAUAAACUAAUAACUGAACUGCUGUAUCCAAAACUUAAUUAAACCAUGUGAUAGCACGCGUUAUCAUGCUUUUGACGUUGGUUAUCUUCGGGUGUUUGACCGGCCUCGCGGUACCGAAGUCGGACUGUGGGCCCACUGAGUACGCUGCGAGUGCUGGACUGUGCUGUCCGAGGUGCAACACAGGUACAGUUGUUAUAAGAGACUGCACACCACAGUCAGGCACACGGUGCAGCCCCUGUAAGACAGGGACCUUUAUGAACCAACCCAAUGGCCUGAAAAGCUGUUUCUCCUGCACCUCCUGUGACAAAAGUCACGGUCUGUUUGCCCAACAGGAGUGCACUGGAUCAAGGGAUGCACUUUGUGAUGUGUUAGAGGGGUAUUUCUGCAGAAGCUGGGCCGAUGAUUCAGGAUGUAGUUCAGCAGACAAACACACACGCUGUGUGCCUGGUCAGAGGGUAAAGGAAGCUGGAACCAGCAGAAAUGAUACAGUGUGUGAAGUUUGUCAGCCAGGAAGUUUUUCACAGGAUGGUGUGGACUGCACGGCUUGGACUGUCUGUCCAGAAACCCAAGUAAAGGUCAAAGAAGGAAGUACGAGCAGUGACGUUGUCUGUCGAAGUUCUUCAAGGAAUUAUUAUGCAUAUAUACCUCUAUUAUUAUCAUUAUUAACAGUUGCUGGACUUGUGACCACAGGCAGGCUAACAAUGAAAAAGGACUCUGGAAGCCCUCCAAACAGUCAGGAAGUAAAAGUGGCUGCAGUCAGUAGCAGGGAAGAAGUGGGAGCGGUCAGCUGAUGUCUGAUGUAUGUUUAUAUAGAAGCAGAUUACAGGAUACAUGGAGAACAUUUGAUCACACCUGAUUUCAGCCAGGGACAGAAGAAAGACAAACCAACACUGUCUACCAAGCAUUUUCUGACUGACACCAAUGUCUGACACCCAUGUGGACAGGAUGGAAUCAUUUGAUAUGACGUAACAAUAUGAUGAGGUUUAGUUAGGUUUAAAAAAAAAGAUCAUGGUUUGAGUUCAAUGAUUUCUUUGUUCAUAAGGACCUUAAUGGUUGAUUUCGAGGACCUGUUUUUACCUUUCUGACACUGCCACAGUUAGUGGUGUUCAUGGCAAUCUGUUGGUGUGAUCCUUCAUGUUGAUGCCAAGUGUCCAUAAAGGCAGGCCAACCAGAGCAGUUGGCAGUUCUAUUUUUAUCUUCAUCUAUCUGUAUCUCUGGGCACUGUACAGGUAUUUCAGUGAAACUCUCUGAGGAGUUUAGAAAGGAAAUGUCUACAUGUUCUACAGAACCAAUCUAGCUGUGUUAACCAGGUUUCUCUCUCUGGUCACUGCAGAAAGCUGAAAUUAAAGUGUUAGCUCAGCAGUCACUGUGAUCUCUACAUGGAUAGGCCUAUGUGUUCUUUCAGUUUUCAGAUGGUGUAAUCCUUUUGGAUUUUACAUCUCUCUUCCUCCCAAAUCUCAGUGAGACGACGUCUUCAGAAAUAAUGAAGUAACCAUGGCUAUUCCUGACUAACCCCUCAUUAGCAUUAUAUAAAGGAAAUCACUGAUUGUAAGGCAGAUUAAGAUAAUUUGAGAUAGAUCAGAGCUGCACAAUGUAUAAAUAAGCUUCUUAGAACCUGCGUAAUCAAUGUAUUUUUAAUGCUCAGUAUGUUUUAAGAACUGAACGUAAGCACACCCUACUUAAGAAGUUUAAGUCCAAAUCUGAGAAAUUUUUUUCAGAAAUGUAUGUUUAGCCAUUUCAGUUAUUUUCAUUUGAAGCUGCAGAUGUAAGAAAAUGUUCGGUUUGCAUUAGCAGUAACUUAAUACUGCCUUUCUCUGGGUAUUUUGCCACAGAUGCCCAGUCAGUAAUACUGUAAACAUAAAUGGAAUAUUUUCACCAGUGGCCAUUCUGGUGGACCGCCAGUUGAAUAACACUGUUUUAAGGUAUAUAAAGGUUGAAGACACAUGACCUAAGCUUUGUUUUGUGUACCAUGUUUUUAGCAUAAAGGUUGACAAUAUUGUGAAGCAGGAAUUAUACUUUAUAUGUACGUGAGCGUCUGGGUGACAUACAUUUCGUCAUCAGAGGGUGUACACAAAGGCUCUGUGCAGACAUCAGAUCUGUGUUGAAUUUGUACACUGUACACUGGGGGCGGCUGUGGCUCAGAGGCAGAGCAGGUCGUUCCUAAAUCGGAAGGUUGUGGGUUCGAUCCCCCCUGGUGCCACAUGUCGAAGUAUCCUUGAGCAAGAUGCUGAACCCAAAUCGCUCCUGAUGCCGUGCAUCGGCGUGUGAAUGUGUAUGAAUGUUAGUUACUGUUCGAUGGACUUUGCCAUCACUGAGUGAAUGUGUGUGAAAGGGUGAAUGUGGCACGUAGUGUAAAAGCGCUUUGAGUGGUCGGAAGACUAGAAAGGCGCUAUACAAGUACAGGUCCAUUUACCAUUACACUGUACACUGUGUGAAGCCUCCACGCAGACUGGGAGUGUACUUGAGAAAUUCUUGUCAUUCCUAAUCGACACGACAUGCACACUCCCCUCUGGUCUGUGAAGCGGGAACACACUGGCCUAAUAAAGACCUGAAACAUUAUUUAGUUACAGAAAAAGAAAAAAAUGCAGACACUCCCAAUCCGGUGUGUUUUACACUCUCUGUACUGUUAGCCUAUUAGUUUCUGUUUCUGAUAAGCUUGCAUGGCAACCUCUGCCAUCAGUGCAUGAAUGUGUGUUAGUGGAGAAAUAUGACAUGAAGUGCAAAGCACUCUGAGUGGUUGGAAGACUAGAAAGGGACUUUAUAAGUGAAGUCCAUUUAUUUCUGUACCUUCAAAAAAUAUGAUCUUUCUACAUCUUUUUAUCGUCUCAUACUGUUUAUAUUAAAAUCAAUCCAAUUAAAUUUCUCUCUUAAGGUA